AUGUUGAGUCUCUCAAAUAUUGAGUCAUCAUAUGCCAAUGGAACUCAAGAAAUUGGUGGUGCUUCUGAUACUAGAGACAUUGCUUCAGCACCAGUGUCAUAUGAAUCUACAUUAAACAUUGUGGCGGGAUUGGAAAUUGUAGCAUCAAACGCUGUACUUCCAUCCCCAGAACAAGUGCUGGCCCAGCGUCCAUUAACAACUGACGCUAAAGCAUGGAGUAGCUUGUUCCUAAACCCGUCACUAGCCUCACAAGCUAUGUUCGGUCUCGAAAUAGGUGCAUAUUACGGGACCUAA
Lodderomyces pseudojiufengensis is the source of this 294-nucleotide messenger RNA. RefSeq lists its product as uncharacterized. NCBI's taxonomy places the organism in Eukaryota, Fungi, Ascomycota, Pichiomycetes, Serinales, Debaryomycetaceae. The record is from RefSeq and is a predicted model, not a curated record. The transcript is spliced from 4 exons. The coding region runs from base 1 to 294 and encodes 97 amino acids.